Messenger RNA from Aspergillus heteromorphus CBS 117.55, 1936 nucleotides. RefSeq lists its product as uncharacterized. The transcript is spliced from 2 exons. Lineage: Eukaryota; Fungi; Ascomycota; Eurotiomycetes; Eurotiales; Aspergillaceae. The coding region runs from base 136 to 1611 and encodes 491 amino acids. The record is from RefSeq and is a predicted model, not a curated record.
UCCUCUUGAAUGAACUACUUCCCCUUCCGAUCUACUCCAUCCCCUCGUUCGUUGCUUUUUCCGCCUUCCCCUGCGUGAGACACAUCUUUCCAUCGGUCCCAAGGCUCUCCUAGUGUACCCAAUCCCUUCUCGACCAUGCCCGGGGACGAAGACUCAAACAAAAACCGAGAUUCCGCCGCUACCUCCGACUCUCGCCGAUGGCCUGACGACGAGAACCCGUUUGUCGCGUUUCGUCGAUAUGCCGACGAACAGGUUUCGUCCGUGCUACAGUCCGUGAUGGGCAUUCCCUCGAUGUCCUCGAGGCCUUCCUCCGGUAGAUGGGCCGUUUUCGAGGAGGAUGACACCUUUCGCCAGAAAAACCACAGUGAAACCAAGGGUCAGGACAAUGCGCCGGGAUCAGGACCGGGCGCAACUGACGGCUCGGGCGAUGCGCCUUCUCCUCACUCUCACAGUCCCAACAAUAUGCGCCAGUCGCACCAAUGGCCCGAAUGGCAGGACCCUCGCCCCGGAAGAACCCUUUUCGAUAGCGAUGUAGAUUUCUUCGAUAUCUUCUUCAACAGAUUCUGGCCUGAUGAAUACCACCACCCCUCUCGCUUCUUCCAGCCUUACCACAACCACCACCAACACCCCAUGCUCUCGGGUCCGGCCACACACUUCCCUUGGCCGAUGGGCUACAUCCUGUUUAACCCCUACUCGCCUCUGAUUCUAGAACGCCAGGCGCAGUUCCAGUACCACAAUGACUCCGGAGUGUUUUCGUCUCUCAUGUCGUCUUUCAGUCGCUCGUCGGAAUGCGAUCCCGCAGAACCCCAAUGGCGAGAGGCAUUCGAGGAUCUCAUUCGUCUCGAGAAUGGCAAGCCCAUGCUCGAUCGUGACCCCGCGGUCAGCGCCAGCGGUAAGCGCGAACACUGGGGGACCUGGCUGUCGGGCUUGGUGAACCGGGGUAGUCUGGGUGAUACGUGGAAAUCGAUUCUCUCUGAACCGGAUACCCACCCCUUCCCUAAAAUCGCAUCCGAGGACCACAAGCACAAGGGCGAUGACGCAAAGCCCUUGAGAGAGGACUUCAUUUCCAGGAAUGCGACCGAACCCCCUCGGAAUGAGACCGACUCCGGAAGUAUGACAGAACAAGAACUUUACGACCGUUUCCUGGACGACAUCUCGGCCCGUGAACGCGAGUUCUCCAGAACCGUGCUGGAUAGUCCUCUCCUACGCCUCAUUCUACAAGAUACACACCGACCCCGAGACACCGACACCGACAUCGAAAAUUGGUUCGAGCGUGCAUCUGGCAAACAUAUAACCCCUGCCUCUGACACAUCUCCCAAAAGCGAACCCCAGACAGGCUCUUCAGAAAGUAGUACCGAACCAGCCCCGGAAAAACACUACGUGGUUUCAACCUUCAUCAAAACAGAACGCAGCCGGCUUCCCGAUGGCUCUAUCCAGACAAAGACUACACGCACCAAGCGGUUUGCAGAUGGGCGUGAGGAGAGCAAUGAAUCUCAGGAUAUUGUAAUGCCUCAGCAUGCGUCGCAUGCGCAAGUCGCAUCUACUGGUCAGGGUACUAGCCAGGAAGGUCCUGAAUCUGAUCAGAAGGACGGCUGGUUUUGGAAAAGCUAGUUAGCUAUCCAUCUAUACGUAGAACCGGGCUUCUACUUCCUUUCUCUCUACUUCUUGUCAUUCCCUUCUUCUUUUCUUUCCUCUCUUCUUCUGUCGCCAUUCCAUUUCUCUUUUUCUCUCUCUUUUCUUUAUAUACUUCCUUCCACCCCUUGGACUUGGAUUCGGAUUUCCUACCGUCAUAUUUCAAAAUUUAGCUUGAUGACUUGAUUGUGGUGCCAAUCGCGCAUUCAUAUCAGUUCUCAUAAAAAGCUCAGUUUGAUGAGCUUCACACAUGUCUUUCUUAUUACGUUUCGCAGAGUACUGGUAACAAAGUUCCAUGUCUGUA